AUGGCGAACAAGAUCCUCGUGUCCUAUGUCGUCGCCGACUUCCUCUUCGUCCUGAUGGGCGCCUUCAUGCUCGGCUUCUCGGUCGUGGUGCAGAACGUGCGCGACGAGGUCCCGACCGAGGGCGAGCAGGCGGCCCGCAACCUGCUGUACCAGGACUUCCCGCUGACGGCAGGCAUCGUCAAUGCCGUCUUCAUCUUCGUCACCUUCGCCCUCACCAUCCCGGCCGUCGCGACCCCGACCCGGGGCUGGCUCAAGAUGUCGGGCUACCUGGUGGUGGUCAACGCGCUCUUCACGCUCUGCAUCGGCACCUUCCUCUGGGUCACGACGCUCAAGACGCGCGAGGCCCUCUCGCCCAUCUGGAACGCCCAGUCCGCCGGCGUCCAGUCGCUCAUGGAGCAGCAGUUCAAGUGCUGCGGCUACUUCAACAGCACCGCCCCGGCCUUUGUCACCAACUCGGUCUGCCCCAGCCCGGCCGCCGCCGCCCUCAUGAAGGGGUGCGCCUCCCCGCUGACGAGCUACGCAAACACCUUUGUCGACAGCAUCUUUACGGCCGUCUACGGCAUGUGCGGUAUCGAUGCUCUCCUGAUCAUGGCCACCGCCUGCCUACUCAAGGAGCGCAAGGAGCAGGAGCGCUUCCGUCACAUUGACGAGAAGAGCGGCACCCUGUAA
Molecule: messenger RNA, 669 nt
Organism: Gaeumannomyces tritici R3-111a-1
Lineage: Eukaryota; Fungi; Ascomycota; Sordariomycetes; Magnaporthales; Magnaporthaceae
Product: tetraspanin
Exons: 2
Coding region: 1-669 (222 amino acids)
Source: RefSeq, a predicted model, not a curated record